Messenger RNA from Hylaeus volcanicus, 2302 nucleotides. RefSeq names its product syntaxin-12 (gene Syx7). Gene Ontology annotation, cellular component: membrane; endomembrane system; SNARE complex. Lineage: Eukaryota; Metazoa; Arthropoda; Insecta; Hymenoptera; Colletidae. Gene Ontology annotation, molecular function: SNARE binding; SNAP receptor activity. The transcript is spliced from 5 exons. The record is from RefSeq and is a predicted model, not a curated record. Gene Ontology annotation, biological process: vesicle-mediated transport; vesicle fusion; intracellular protein transport. The coding region runs from base 770 to 1585 and encodes 271 amino acids.
AAUAAUCGCGUGCAUGCGUGUAUGGCGAUACAAGAUUAAAGUUCUCUACGCGAAUUAGAAUUAUUUCUUAGCGUCGGUGGGCAAAUGGCAGCGAGGAUGGUUUCACAUGCGUAGUGGCCUCGUUUUCCGCUCGAAAGUACAGUUUAUUUAUCCCGAUGUGACCGCUCGCUUAUAAUUACGUGUAAGCCGUGACGACCAGUGACGACUAUAUCCAUUCAAGACCUACCUAACGCUUUAUCGAUUCACGCGAAACUUUUAGAGCUUCGCAUAGUGAACUUGAUUCAAUACGAAGAGCAACAUAAAGAUCGAUGGACGUAAUAUAAACCUUUACAGGAGAAAUCAUUUUAUCGCGGUAACCGUACGCUACUGUACGUUACCGUAUGAGUCAUACCGCGAAACGGAUCGUCCCAGUAGUGAUUUUAUUGACAGCAGCGAGAUAACGGGCCAGAUAAUAAUUGUUUGCCAUCUUUGACGUGCGUAUUGUCAUCGCGUUCGACGUUCCUGUCACUUUUCGCUACAUUCCAAUUUUCGAUUUCACGCGACGGAAAAAGCCACGCGAACGACCGAUUCCAGUUUUAAUUGCGCCUCAAAUUAAACGUGUCCAGAAGUCGUCGAGGAAUCACGGUUUUCUAGGAUUUUUAUUACGAAUGAGUAACCCUACAUGUUAACCAGGGAAUAAAUAACCUCUACAAAGGGGUUAAAAUCUCUUUAUUCCAGUGAAGAAUAUUUCAGUAAUUACAACCUAGCCUAAAUACAAAAACGAGUCAAUAUGGAUAUCAGGUUCUCGUCGUACCACAACGGUGGACCUGCCAGGGAACAAGAUUUUGGUAGGCUGUCUCAAACUAUCGGCACGUCGAUCUUGAAGAUAUCCCAAAAUGUAUCGUCCAUGCAGAAGAUGGUCAACCAGUUGGGGGGUUCUACGGAUUCUCAAGAACUCAGAAACCAGCUGCAUCAAAUACAACACUACACACAGCAGCUGGCAAAGGAUACAAGCGUACAUCUUCGAGAUUUAGCCAUACUAGCUAACAAUUCUGGUUCUACUAGCCCUGGGGAGCAAAGGCAACGUAAAAUGCAGAGGGAACGACUUCAAGAUGAAUUUACAAGUGCAUUAAACUCGUUCCAAGUAGUACAAAGACUCGCUGCCUCCAAGGAGAAGGAAAUGGUCAGGAAAGCCAAAGCAAAUGCGGGUAUCGCGCCAUUUGGGGAAAAGAAGCAGGAGACAUUGAUAGAAUUGCAAGACAGUAGAACUCAGAAACAAAUACAACAACAACAGAUGAAAGAAGAACAAAAUUUGCGAAUGUUGGAGGAACAGGAAGCAAGCAUAAGACAAUUGGAGAGUAAUAUCAGCGAUAUCAAUCAAAUCUUCAAAGAUCUUGGUGCUCUGGUGUACGACCAAGCGGAAGUCAUCGAUUCCAUAGAAGCUUCCGUUGAAAGGACAGAAGUAUCUGUCAGUGAAGGUACCGCGCAAGUAAGGCAAGCAAGUAUCUAUAAAAAUAAACUGCGCAAGAAAAAAUGUAUACUCGUACUUAUCGGAGUUGUUGUACUGUCUAUAUUAAUUGGGAUAAUAGUCUGGCAGAGCUCUUAAAUCUGUUUAUAUCGCGAAUGAUACACUCGUGCGAGUAGCGUGACGUUAAAGGUGUAGCUGCAUUUUAAUCGCAAGGUACUGUAAGUUGGUGUAUUACGAAGAAGAUCCUGAUUUAAUUGCAAUUGCUUUACGAGUAUCUGGGAAGUAUAGUAAUAUCAAGGAGAAUGAACGCAAACAAACUUGCAUCGCUCCGUAUCUUACCGACGACUCUCUUGUAAUUGUGAUAAUAAAUGGUGCAAGAUCUAUUUUGCAAGUAAAGUGUACAAUGGCAAGUCUCGGACUGCCCUGUCCAUUUGUAAGUUUCAUUACUCAUUGCAUAAUACUAACGCGUAAAUAUACGUAUAAAAAGUAUAUACACGUACACAUAGGUCUAUCGAUGGUGUAAUCGUGAUUAAUAUUCCGUACGAUUUUAUGAAAUAUACUCGGCAAGUAUGGGAGGAUUCGUUUUAAAACAAUGCUAGCGUGCACUUUAAAAUCCAAAUCUUAUGUGAAUUGUAUGAAUCGGUGUGGAUGAAUAUCUUGGUAUAAUCAUUGUAUAGUAUGCAAAACGCGUUUCGAACGUCCUAAGUCUUGUUGAUAAUAUCGAGAUGAACAAUCAAAGAAGAUAUGCGGAACAACAAAGAAUGCGAAUGAGAGAUCGAUAUAAGUUAAUGUAUUAUAUUUAAGAAUGUUGAUUUAUUUUAAUCAGAAUAUAAUAAACUAUAUAAUACAAAUGUU